Tarenaya hassleriana is the source of this 1616-nucleotide messenger RNA. Its product is annotated as basic 7S globulin-like. The record is from RefSeq and is a predicted model, not a curated record. Gene Ontology annotation, molecular function: aspartic-type endopeptidase activity. Lineage: Eukaryota; Viridiplantae; Streptophyta; Magnoliopsida; Brassicales; Cleomaceae. Gene Ontology annotation, biological process: proteolysis. The coding region runs from base 121 to 1515 and encodes 464 amino acids. The transcript has a single exon.
UAUCUACUGAUACAUUACGUUUCCCCCUCAUUGUCAGAUCAUUGUCAAGAUCACGUGGUGGCAAUAUCGUAAUUAAUUAGACCAUACUCGUGGUAGUCAAAAUCGGUCAAACAUCGUCCGAUGAUAAUAAUGACAGUUCAAAUUUGGCAGGCUCGAAUCAACUUCUAUAAAUGGAAACCAUCGUCUGAAACUAUCUCAGCGACUGAAUCCACCAUGGCUUCAUACCUUCUUCACCAUGUUAUCUUCUUCUCCACUCUUCUUUUCAUCUUCCUCUCUCCGACAACGUUUGCACAGAUCUCGUUCCGACCAAAAGCCCUUGUCCUCCCGACGGCUAAAGACGCUUCUACCCUUCAGUACGUCGCCACCAUCAACCAACGCACCCCUCUGGUUCCGGUGAAGGUCGUGGUCGACCUCGGCGGCCAAUUCAUGUGGGUCAACUGCGACAAGGGCUACGUCUCCUCCUCGUACCGCACGGUCCGGUGCCGCUCCGCCGCCUGCUCACUCGCCCAUUCCUCCACUUGCGCCAGCUGCUUUGCCGGGCCAAAACCAGGCUGCAACAACGACACUUGUAGCGCCUUCCCCGGCAACACCGCCGCUCACACCAAUACUAUUGGCGAACUCGCUCAAGACGUUUUCUCCAUCAACUCGACAAACGGGUCGAACCCGGGUCGGGCCGUGACCGUCCCCAGAUUCGUCUUCGUUUGUGGGACUACGUUUUUGGUUGAAGGGCUUGCGAAAGGCGCGGUGGGUAUGGCCGGUUUGGGCCGUACGAAGAUCGCUCUCCCGUCUCAGUUCGCCGCCGCUUUCAGUUUCCGGCGGAAGUUCGCCGUGUGCCUGUCGUCGGGGACAGGCGUCGUCAUAUUCGGCGACGGACCCUACGUCUUCCUCCCCGGUAUCGAGAUUUCCCGGCUGACUUACACGCCGCUGUUCAUCAACCCCGUGAGCACGGGCGGCGUGUCUUUUCAGAGCGAGACAUCCACCGAGUAUUUCAUCGGCGUCAGUGGAAUCAUAAUCAACAACAAGCCCGUGCCUUUGAACCAGACCCUCUUGAAGAUCGACGACAAAGGGGUCGGUGGGACCAAGAUCAGCACCGUGGACCCUUACACCGUGUUGGAGACGUCGAUCUACAACGCCGUCGUGUCGGCGUUCGUCAGAGAGACGGCGGCGAAGAGAGUCAAGGCGGUGGCGCCGUUCGGUGCUUGCUUCAGCAGCAAGGGUGUGGGGAGCACGCGCCUGGGGCCGGCCGUGCCGGCGAUCGACCUGGUGUUGCAGAACAAAGACGUCGUCUGGAGUAUAUUUGGGGCGAACUCGGUGGUGAGCGUCGGCAAUGACGUCAUGUGUCUGGGAUUCGUGGACGGAGGAGUGAACCCGAGAACCUCCAUCGUAAUCGGAGGGUAUCAGUUGGAGGAUAAUUUGAUCCAGCUUGAUUUGGCGGCGUCCAAGUUAGGGUUCAGUUCCACGUUGUUGGGACGUCGAACUACUUGCGCCAACUUUAAUUUCACUUCCACUGUUUGAUGAGACAUUUGAUGCGGAUUGAAUAAGAAAAGAGUUGAUGUAAUAAAGUGUUUUGUUGCAGAACAAAAUCGCUUCAAGAAAUCUACCAUGUUUCCUCAGCU